AUGAAUGAAUAAAUUAUAUAAUUUUCUUAAAAUUUAAUGUUAUUUUCUUAGCGUUAAUCAACAUAAUUUGAGGAAUUAGAAUCGUUAAUGAUGAAGAGAACACCUCAAAUACCUUCACGUUCUCGAAAUUUAUCCAGUGAUCGAUAAUAAAAUAAUGAGAGAUCAAUUAAACUAUCUAUAGAGAACAGUAGACAAAGACAUUAAGUUUAAUCCUAUUCUGUAGAAAAAUCAGUAAACAACUUCAAAUUAAUUUCAAUAGUUAAAUUUGAGUUCCUAGAAUUAAAAAGUUGAAAAUUUGGUAGCUUCAUGGAUGCAAUAAAAAAAUUUAUCAUCCCUUAAUUCAAGUUCAAAUAAUGUUUAGCCAAAUAAUCUGUUAUAAAAUAAUAUAGUCUCAUAAUUUGAAAGUUAAGGGAGAUAAUCAAAUAGGCCACAUAUUAUAAUAGAAGAAGAUCUUUUAUUCACAGAAGAAGGAGAUUAAUAAAAUGCAAUUCAAUCUAAUAAAGUCAAUUAGAAUAAAAAUAAAACACCUAGUACUACACGUCCUCAUGCCAAGAGUAUAAAAGAAUAAUGUAUUCUAUUUACUUAUGAAGAAAGCUUUGAUGUCAAAAAAAAUGCUAUAGAAAGAAAUGUUCUUAAAAAAAAUCUCAAUUCAUAUGCUCAACGUCCUCAAACUACAAAAAUGCACACUUCCACCUAAGUAAAAUCUUCGCCUAUUGUAUACAAAGAACAAUCACUUCACAAUCCAAUGAAAUCAUCACAUAUUGAUUCAACUAAAAUUAGUAAUCUAAAUAGUGGAUCAAAUAGUUAUUCCAACAAUAUUAAUAAUAGAAAUAAAUAAAACAAUUAGCAAAAAAUUGUUAAGAAAAUCCAAAAUUCAGAAUUUUAAUUAGAUAAUUAAUGUAUUAUUGAUUUGAUUAGAUUAAAAGAUUAGAUCCUAUCAACAUACCUAAAAUAAAAUAGAGCUCUUAUUAAUUCCUAAAAUCAAAUAGUUAAGUAAUAUUUGAGAUUUUUAUUUAGAAAUUUUGAUGAAAUAGUAGCAAUUUUAAAAUAAGAUUUCCCACAACAUUAAUGA
Molecule: messenger RNA, 1072 nt
Organism: Paramecium primaurelia
Lineage: Eukaryota; Ciliophora; Oligohymenophorea; Peniculida; Parameciidae
Source: the annotation of a GenBank genome assembly